AUGAAACGAAGAUCGGCGCAUCCCGGCCGGGCCGUGCCCGGGGCGGCCCCGCCGGCCCUCACCUGCCGCGGCCUCGUGCAGCGCCCUCCGCCCCGGAAGGGAACGCGCCGGGCCCGCCCCGCCCCGCGCGCGCUGCCGGAGCCGUUACCGCGGCAACGCGCGGGACGCGGCCCUGGCGGCGACGGGAGGGACAGAGCCGGGAGGGACAGACGGGACCCGGAGGGACAGACAGAGCCAGGAGGGACAGACAGGGCCCGGAGGGACAGACAGGGCCGGAAGGGACAGACAGGGCUCGGAGGGACAGACAGGGCCCGGAGGGACAGACAGGGCCGGGAGGGACAGACAGGGCUCGGAGGGACAGACAGAGCCAGGAGGGACAGACAGGGCCGGGAGGGACAGACAGGGCCCGGAGGGACAGAGUCCUGCUCUGGGACGGGGACAGAGUAUGAAGAAGAACACCCUCAAUUUCCAGAUGUUCCUGAAUCAAAAUAAGAAUCUGUGCCUUUGGAAGCAGGAAUAUUGCAGCCAUUAGACAUGGAACAAUUUAAUUCUGCCCCUGCAGCUGAUACUGUUGACCAACAGUUGCUUCCCAUAGUCGAGGAAGUCCCCUCUCCAGAACCACCUGACCCAAAAACAUGUUCUCCACGAGAAUACUUAGAGUUCUACAUAUUUCCAGUACUCUUACCUGGACUGACUGAACUUCUGCAUGAAGCAGAGAAAGAAAAAUGUUUUGAGGGAAGAAGAACCAAAUUUAUUGCCUCUGAUUUCCUAACUGAGUGGUUAUACAACAUGAACCCAAAGAGGAAAGAUGAGCCAUUCACAGAAUUCUUUUCCAUUCCUUUUGUUAAGGACUGGCUUAAGGACCAUCCUAGGCCACCAAUUCCUCUAUCUCUGCUUCUAUCAGAAGAAGAAGCAAGCAUAAUAAUUCAAUCCUUCUGGAGAGGUUAUCGGGUCCGUUGUGACAGUGAAAUACAAGAGCUACGUCAGUGGCAAAAGAAGUGGAGAGAGGAGAAACACAUUAAUAAAGUAGUGAAACAAUUCUGGACUAAGCAGGAAGUCAAAGUGGGAAGCACCUUGGAAGACCCGGAAGAACAUAGCCCAGAUUAUUCAAUAUGUCAGCUUUAGUUUCCUCACUAACAUUGCAAAACACAAAGCUCAUGGACUAUAAACUAUGUGAUACUGAUUUAGAAA
Molecule: messenger RNA, 1191 nt
Organism: Corapipo altera (White-ruffed manakin)
Lineage: Eukaryota; Metazoa; Chordata; Aves; Passeriformes; Pipridae
Gene: IQCK
Product: IQ motif containing K
Exons: 10
Molecular function (GO): protein binding
Source: RefSeq, a predicted model, not a curated record